Myotis daubentonii (Daubenton's bat) is the source of this 2690-nucleotide messenger RNA. It is a transcript of the gene PEX11A, whose product is annotated as peroxisomal biogenesis factor 11 alpha. Gene Ontology annotation, cellular component: peroxisomal membrane. The record is from RefSeq and is a predicted model, not a curated record. Gene Ontology annotation, biological process: peroxisome fission. NCBI's taxonomy places the organism in Eukaryota, Metazoa, Chordata, Mammalia, Chiroptera, Vespertilionidae.
CGGAAGCCGAGAAGUCGCGCUUCGCGACGCCCGCCUGUCCGUCCCGCCGGCCGAGAGACUCUGCCCCUCCGGCGUCCGAGGCCGACCUCCCGCGGGACCCGCGGCGCCCCGAGGACUCGCGGCCGGGCCGGGCUCCGUGUGGCCGCGGGCCGGCGCCAUGGAGGCCUUCACCCGCUUCACCAACCAGACCCAGGGCCGCGACCGGCUCUUCAGAGCCACUCAGUACACAUGCAUGUUGCUUAGGUAUUUGUUAGAGCCUAAACCUGACACAGAGAAGGUGGUAAUGAAGCUCAAGAAACUGGAGUCUAGUGUGAGCACUGGCCGCAAAUGGUUCCGGCUGGGCAACGUGGUCCACGCUGUUCAGGCCACUCAGCAGAGCAUCCACGCCACGGACCUGGUGCCCCGCUUCUGCCUGACGCUCGCCAACCUGAACCGUGUGGUUUACUUCAUCUGUGACACCGUCCUCUGGGUGAGGAGCGUAGGGCUCACCUCCGGCAUUAACAAGGAGAAAUGGCGACUGUGGGCCGCCCGCCACUACUACUACUCCCUCCUGCUGAGCCUGGCCAGGGAUCUGUACGAAAUCUCCCUGCAGAUGGAACAGGCCGCGCAGGACAAGGCAAAGAGGGACAGGUCGCUCUCCCAGGAUCCUCUGGGGCACAGCGUGGCCGAUGAGGAGACAGAAUGGCUCCAGUCCUUUCUCCUGCUCUUGUUCCGAUCGCUGCGCAAGCACCCUCCCCUGCUCCUGGACACGGUGAAGAACCUCUGUGACCUCCUGAACCCUCUGGACCAGUUGGGGAUCUACAAGUCCAACCCUGGCAUCAUUGGGCUCGGGGGGCUCGUGUCCUCGGUCGCCGGCAUCAUCACUGUGGCCUGGCCUCACCUGAAGCUGAAGAUGCACUGAGGCGACUCCAGGCUGAAGACUCGCACCUCUUGGGGGGACGGAAUUAGCGUUGGGCAUGGACCAGGCUUGGGUCGGUCUGUGCUGAACGACUCGUUCGCAUGAGCGUUGAGUGACCUGGUGCGUGAGCGGAGGUCGGGCCGAGGAUGGAGGAGGGAGAGCAUGAAGAUGGACAUGUUUUGUCGAGUGCUGCGAUCACUUCUGAAUUUCUGAGUAUUUUCCCUUCGUCUAACAUUCAUUGCGCCUCUCUUCUGCACAUAGUAGGAGCUUCGUGUUUGCUGAAUGACUAAACAUUGAAAGAAAACAAGUGUUUAAAGGUCCAAACCAAUAAGUGACGCUAAUACGCAGUUAUUGGUGGGCUGUGCCGCCUCACUGCUUCUGCGCACGACAGCAGCUCUGAUUCACAGCCCUAGAGCCAGCAGAGGCCCCUUUCUCCCCAGAGCCCACGCGGGAUGGUGGGAGCUGGGCUUCCGGCCUCGGGAAUCGCUCGCCCUGGCAUCACUGCCCGCCUGGCCCCCGCCCGGAAGUGGAAUCAGAAAUGCAUCAGGCACCUCCAAGGUCUCGGUUGUGUCUGAGGUAGUGCAGUGACCAAGCAAAAAGGCAGAAGCACUUAGAAAGAACUUGAGGCAAAAAGAACGUGGAAGGUCACCACGGGGUAGCCUGUGACAGAUAGGGAAACGGGGUUGAAAGAAAGCCGAGGCCAGCACCUCAUUCCGCUGACGGCCAGUCCAAGGCCCCUCAGUCGUGAGUGCAGGAGCCAGACUGGGACCCAGGAUCAGUCGUGGCAUCACCUCCGUGAUAGCUCACUGCCGUCGGGUGGAGGGGAGUGGGAGACUCUGGAUCCGGUGCAAGCAGCCUUUCUGAGACUCGGUGUUGGUCAGUGGUUUCUAUUUUCUACAAAAAUUAAAACUAUAGGGUAUCCUCCCCCCCCCCAAAAAAAAUGUAUACACACACUUUGAAUAGUUACAAAGGCAGUGUUUAUUAAAAUCCAUCUUACUUUCAAAAUUGAGCUGUUAGCAUGUAUAUACAUUUUGGGGGGGACACCCUGUAUAUUUAGACGUGUCAGCAAGAUGGUUUUAUUUAAAGCCAUAGGACAGUUUGGGCGUUUCCACAUAAAUUUAUGCAAUGAAGUUUCACAAAUACUCUGAAUGUCGGCGGGUCGCAGUUUUCUAUGACCAGUCACGCUCCGUGUGUGUGUGUGUGUGUGUGUGUGUGUGUGUGUGUGUGUGUGUAGGGGGUUGGGCGGUGGGCGGAGCCGUAGGCAUUAGUGAGGGAGAUGUCUCAGUGUUGAGCAGAGGCCACUUCCUCGUGUUCCUACUUCCCAUCUUGGGUGCCGGGUUCUUUUGUGAUCACAGAUCUAAGUGAUUGAGCUUCUUAGAAAGUAGGCUCAGCUUCUUGGCUCUUUUUUUUUUUUUUUAAUAUAUUUUAUUGAUUUUUUACAGAGAGGAAGGGAGAGAGAUAGAGAGUUAGAAACAUCGAUGAGAGAGAAACAUCAAUCUGCUUCCUCCUGCACAUCUCCCACUGGGGAUGUGCCCGCAACCAAGUUACAUGCCCUUGAGUCCACAGGCCGACGCUCUAUCCACUGAGCCAAACCGGUUUCGGCGGUUCUUGGCUCUUUAUUUUUAAAGCGAUCAAGAUUCAGGAUUUGAGAAGAAACCUUGGGGGAAUUUUAAGAGACAUGAAAGCGGCUAGAUCAGGGCACGUGAAACGUUUAAACAACUCUUGAUACUUUGUCCAGAUCCUUUACUGUAAUAGAUGAAACAUGUCUGAUUAAAUCUCUAGACAAACUUGA